AUGAAGUUCUCAACUGCCACAUUAUUCGCAGUAUUGUCCUCGAUCUUAUCAGUCGAGGCAUCAUCCUGUUCAUACGACGGAGGAAAUUACUACUGUUCAGAAACAUCCAAAGUCGUCUACAAAGGUAUUGGAUUCUCGGGAAGUUACAAAGAUGUCACCAAUAUGGAUGAAGACAGUGGGUCCUGCUCGCAAGAAUCGUACUCGUUUUCAGGAAACUUGAGUCCCCUUGAUGAGGAAUUAUCAGUUCAUUUCAGAGGUCCUUUGAAGUUGUUACAGUUUGGUGUCUACUAUCCAAGCAAUUCAAGUAGUAAUUCCAAGAGAGAACUUGACGAAGAAGACUGCAACACCCAACAUGUCCAUCAUAAACACAAGAGAGCCACUGAGAUUGUUCAAGUUACCCAAACUGUUAUGGUUGAUAGUAAUGGAAACACCGUCACUUCACAAACUACUGAAACCACCAACGCUGACAACGGACAAGACACUUCAUCAUCCUCGUCGUCUUCUGCUGCUGGUUCUGGUACUACGUCCAUUACUAAUUUAGCUGGUGAAGGAAAAGCUUAUAGAUCAAUCUCAACUCUGUCUGCACCAACCACCACUUCAUCCCAAUCUUCAUCUUCCGAAACUGCUUCCGCCGAUGGUGCAUGGGAAAGAGAUACCUACUACACUCCAGGCAGUGCUGACAACUGUGUCUUUUUGAACUACUAUGGUGGUUCAGGCUCUGGUGUUUGGUCAUCCAAGUUUGGAAACUCAUUGUCAUAUGCAAAUUCUGACAAUUCAGGUGCAUCCUCAAGUGCUGUUGCUUUAGAAGAAGUCACCAUUGGAUCAGACAAGGAAUUUGUUGUCAUGUCAGGUCAAAAAUGUUCAGGAGACUCUUGUGGUUACUACAGAGAUGGAACCGUAGCCUAUCAUGGUUUCGGUGGCAGUGACAAGAUUUUCAUUUUUGAAUUUGAAAUGCCAAGCGAUAGUUCAUCAUCUGGAUACAAUGCUGAUAUGCCUGCUGUUUGGUUAUUGAAUGCUAAAAUCCCAAGAACUUUGCAAUACGGUGACUCUUCAUGUUCAUGUUGGUCCACUGGUUGUGGUGAAUUGGAUUUGUUUGAAAUCUUGUCUUCUGGUUCAGAUAAAUUGAUUAGUCAUUUGCAUGAUGGACAAGGUGCUUCAUCAUCAACCAACAAUGGUGGUGGUGGAUCACAAGAUUACUUUGCUAGACCAACCAGUGGAUCAUUCAAAGCUGCUGUUAUUUUCACCAGUGACGAGAUCCAUAUUGUUCAAGUUGAUGAUUCAACAGACUUUGGUUCUAGUUUGGAUGAAGAUACUGUCAACUCAUGGUUGCAACAAUCAGGUUCAUCAGCCACUAUUGGUUACUAG
Messenger RNA from Lodderomyces margitis, 1365 nucleotides. RefSeq names its product Tos1p (gene TOS1). NCBI's taxonomy places the organism in Eukaryota, Fungi, Ascomycota, Pichiomycetes, Serinales, Debaryomycetaceae. Gene Ontology annotation, cellular component: fungal-type cell wall. The record is from RefSeq and is a predicted model, not a curated record. The coding region runs from base 1 to 1365 and encodes 454 amino acids. The transcript has a single exon.